AUGGAAGCUACCCCUGAUCCAACCUUCCCUGCUGGAACGGAUGGAAUUAUCGAUGAGCGCUUCACGAAUAUUGGCACAUCGACUGAACAAGUGAUCGAGCCCACAGUCUUGGAAACGAUGAGCAUGAGUUCGAGAAGCUGUGGCUGGGUUAUCAAACUGCAAAACGACAGUAGCUUGGCAAAAAUAACCCAGGCACGCCGUACGGGCGACAUCGAAGUGGUUGAAACCCUGGUCCUACAAUUGGUUGACGCUGAAUUGUUGCCAUCAUUAGGAGGUGAGCAGUGCGAUGUGGCGGCGCGGGUGUUUAAGGAUUGUGCAUCUGGGAUUAAAUCCACGAGAAGUAUGGCUUUGCUCCACACUCGCGAGGAAGAGGAGGAGAUUGCCCAACAAACAACUUAUGAUCUCGAGCUAGCUAGGGAGAGAUACGAACUAGCCAAGCACCAGGCGUCGAUGACCACGCAAUUUAAGGAGCUGUUGACUGACGCAGUCGAUUAUUGGGGAGAUGGUAUUUUUCGUAGUUGGGACUGGAUUGGAAGUGUCGAUGGGAUGCGGAUCUCUACUCGUGCGUGCGUCGACGAUCGAGUAACUGAAGAAGUCGCUAUUGACAGCAACAUGCAGCCUGAUCCACGUACUCAAAGCAGGAAGCGGCGUAGCAAGCGUAAAAAGCAACGAUCUGCCACACGAGAAUUGCAUUAA
Molecule: messenger RNA, 696 nt
Organism: Phytophthora sojae
Lineage: Eukaryota; Oomycota; Peronosporomycetes; Peronosporales; Peronosporaceae
Exons: 2
Coding region: 1-696 (231 amino acids)
Source: RefSeq, a predicted model, not a curated record